CUUAACAUCGAUCAGAGCGUGUUCGAAAACUUGUGACCUUCAGUGAAUAGGGCUCUUUCGCGGUCGGGUACUAAUUCCCAAGACGAGAAAGCCCCACAGCCGGCUUUUAUCACCACCCUCGUCCCCCUUCCUGGCUAUGAAGAGGAGGGCACUCUUGGAAAUGAGGAAGACGACCAAGACUCGGAGAGGCACAUUUGGUGGUAAUGUUCUUUCGAACAGGGGGUUAUCACCACGAGGGCAGAAAGGACUUAGAUAGUAACGAACCGAUGAGAGAGAGGAGAGAGCGACAGAGAAAGAGGGCCACAUUAAGAGGAGGUCCCUUCCAUUCACCACUACUGGAUACCCCCAGUAUUAUGCUAUGAACUGGAUAGAGGGAAGGAAGAGCGAGAGAGAGAGAGAAAGAGAAAGAGAAAGAGAAAGAGAAAGAGAAAGAGAAAGAGAGAGAGAGAGAGAGAGAGAGAGAGAGAGAGAGAGAGAGAGAGAGAGAGAGCUCGAUAGUGGUCGUACCUCGUAGACUUACUUACGUACUCGGGGUAGGGACGUGGUAGCGUAGAUGGUGCUCAGUAGGACCCAGGGCAACAUUGCUACUCUGAAAGGAGCGAGAAACCUAAUGAAGCGCGUACCCACCAAGGAUUGGCAAAUGUCAAGUUGUGUUUGAACUCGGAGUCCUUUCCGAAUAGCAGGAAGAUUCCUUCCAAACGUGGAGAAGGCUUCCAAUACCAAUGUGAUCUCACGCCAGACCACAACUUUGAGGCAACCAUAGGCGUUUUGUUCUCGCUGUGGCCUCACAGCCUCGGAAAUGAGCAGUGGAGGUGGACCAGGCGUGGUUGAGCGGGCCUCCAAAGAGAUCUCCCGUCGGAUUCACUCACUCGGUUUCAAGUCUUCAUCCUCCAAACGGACCAAGUCGGUGGACUCGGAUCCAAACUCCCCCAUAGUCCCGUCCGAUAGUAUUUCCGCUUCAACGACAGCGGCUGUCGACAAACUCAACGGCAAUGAGGUCCCCACGGACAGCUCGCCCUCAACGUCCUCUUCUACGGGGAUGUCCUCCAAAAUGGGGACCAUCAUUAAGGGUAGUGUUAUGGACAAAGUGACCCACGUGUUUGGAUCAGCCGGAAUGGGAAACUCAAAUAACAAAGACAAACAGGCCGCUGCAGCAGCUACAGCCGCAGCAGCAGCCACGGCUACAACGGUAGCUGCUAAUCAGGCGUCGGACAACUCAACCAAAGUAUCCACGGGCAAUACGAGUGGCACCAACACUGAGUCUAAAGAUGUCGGACCUGGUGAUGGGUCUAACAAUGGUAUAAACAUUCCAAAAGGAGCUGUGGCAAAUGGACGUGCCAAAUUUGAGGCCAACACCCAAAAGAGUGCCUCGCCCGAGAAACCCAUGAGGUUCUUCACGUCCCGAUCUCGCUCCAACUCUCCAAUGCUGUCGGUCAAGACGCCCAAGGUUCCCAACUCAAAUAAUGCAGCCAAGGACUCAAAUCCAACCCAAGGAGGAACAGUUUCUGGAACUGUUUCCAGUGGAACACCAAUUUUGGGCAAGAAGGCAAAAUCGACACCCGUGGCUACUCCCGGCUCAACAGCCUCGGUUGCCACAGGAAAUACAAAGACGUCCUUGGAAGUCACAUCCCCGACUUCCUUGAGCUCUGGAAAGUCCUUGCAGAUCUCUCCGUUGUCAACGGCCAAACUCUUUCCCAAGAUGAAGAGGUUUGUGCUGUGGGAGGAGAUGUGGAUGGACUACAAAUUUCUGGUGAAAUUUUUCUGGUAUUUCACUUAUCAAGAACGCUAUGCAUUGGCUCAAGUGUGCAAGCGUUGGCGGGAGGUUCUGUAUCAACCUUGUUUCUGGAGCGAGCUGAGGCCGGUUCUUCAUACUCGAACCAUCCGGAAUUGGACGGAUAAUGAGCCGAUGCUUCGCGAGAUGAAGCAACACUACUUCAACUCGCUCAAGCUCCGUGGAUUCGAGACAAUGGUCCUCCUCAAUGCCAACGACGCCGACGUCUUCGAUUUCAUUCAGAACUUUCCUCACGGUGCCAAACAUGUCUACGGACUCAUUCUCAGGUGUUGCAAUCUCUCGGAUAGGGGGCUGGAGGCGCUCGUGGAAUUCCUCCAAGGCCUCUACCAAUUGGAGAUUUGUGGAUGUAAUGAGAUCACCGAACAAGGCCUUUGGUCCAGCCUCCAUCCCCGACUGAUCUCUAUGACAAUCAAUGACUGUAUCAAUGUGGCAGAUGAAUGCAUUUGUGCCGUGACUCAGCUUCUGCCCUCCCUGUACGAGUUCAACUUACAGGCUUACCAUGUGACAGACUCGGCUCUGAGCUACUUCAGCCCAAAGCAAACGGGGACUCUCAAUGUCCUCAGGCUACAAUCAUGUUGGGAAAUCACAAACCAUGGCGUCGUGAACAUCGUUCACACCCUUCCAAACCUGACAGUUCUUUCAUUGUCUGGCUGCUCCAAGAUAACCGACGAUGGGAUCGAGCUCAUAGCGGAGAAUCUUCGCAAACUCCGAUCCUUGGACGUGUCUUGGUGCCCACGGGUCACCGAUGCGGCCCUCGAAUACAUAGCCUGCGAUCUCAAUCACCUGGAAGAGCUCACAUUGGAUCGAUGUGUGCACAUAACGGACAUCGGGAUUGGUUAUAUUUCCACGAUGCUAGCACUCCAUACUCUUUUUCUGCGGUGGUGCACUCAAAUCAGGGAUUUCGGGUUACAACACAUCUGUGGAAUGAGGUCCAUGCAGAUCUUGUCAUUGGCAGGCUGUCCCCUCUUGACUUCGAGUGGUCUCUCCAAUCUUGUGCAACUUCGUCAUCUCUCUGAACUUGAACUCACAAACUGCCCAGGGGCCACGACCGAACUCAUUGACUACCUUAGGCAGAAUCUUCCAAAUGCUCUAGUUUUGGACUAAACACACAGACAAAUCUUCAUUCACUGCUGAAUGGAAGUCCCCAUCUUUGGUAAAUGUUUAUAUUUUGUAUACCCAACAACUGUCCUCUCCCAGAAAAAAGAAAGCGUGGUCGUCAUCUCGAAAGUUGGAUCGUGCAAAAUAAAGUACAACCAAGUGACCCGAGCCCCCCCAAUUGUCCCACUGAUACCACUAGUAACAAGAAGAAAUUACCCCCCCACCCUCACCCCACCCUCUGUAAUCCAACUAUGAACACUCAAAUGUUCAAAAUGCCACUAUCUCAACCGUCAUAUCAUCACGCAUCCAUUAUUUCAUGUGACUGAUCCACCAGCCCACCCCUAAUCCCGAACUAGCCCUCCAAAAAUCAUGGAUUUUCUAACACUGUCGAAGUUUGUACGGAAUAGCUAUUUUUCUGAAGAGCACAUGGGUCGAACGUAGAAUGAACGGAUUCGGCGGGCCUUUGGAGGGAGUCCGGGAUGACACUAUUUAUGUAGAAAAGGAACGAGAUACAGCUAUACAGCUAUCCCCAAGAAGUUAUGUCGAUGUCAUUGUCUCCAUGUGUUCUAGUCAUUCAUGAAGUAUUGCCACUGAACCAAAGUAAUAAUAAUCCAUCAGUCCCUCUUGAGGGGAAUAAUCAUUUUCUUAGCACAAUUACUGCGCAUUAUUAGGACUCGUGUCCGGAUAUGUGGUGUCCAUUCGUUUCUGAUGUUCGCUGCAAUGGAAAGUCAGCAUGAUUUAUUUCGCUCAGUUGAACCCGCCCUCAAUUGUUUGUAAUCAAUUCAUUCCAAAGUGUACACAUUCGUUUCAGUCAGGUUUUGUGAUCAUUCCUUAAUUUCUUGUGGAUUAAUAAACUCAUUGCAAGACAAAAAGCGAA
Tigriopus californicus is the source of this 3767-nucleotide messenger RNA. Its product is annotated as F-box/LRR-repeat protein 16-like. The transcript is spliced from 7 exons. Lineage: Eukaryota; Metazoa; Arthropoda; Copepoda; Harpacticoida; Harpacticidae. The record is from RefSeq and is a predicted model, not a curated record. The coding region runs from base 800 to 2896 and encodes 698 amino acids. Gene Ontology annotation, molecular function: protein binding. Gene Ontology annotation, biological process: SCF-dependent proteasomal ubiquitin-dependent protein catabolic process. Gene Ontology annotation, cellular component: SCF ubiquitin ligase complex.